Messenger RNA from Nanorana parkeri, 1881 nucleotides. It is a transcript of the gene MBP, whose product is annotated as myelin basic protein. Gene Ontology annotation, cellular component: neuronal cell body; cell periphery; internode region of axon. NCBI's taxonomy places the organism in Eukaryota, Metazoa, Chordata, Amphibia, Anura, Dicroglossidae. The record is from RefSeq and is a predicted model, not a curated record. Gene Ontology annotation, molecular function: structural constituent of myelin sheath. The coding region runs from base 33 to 875 and encodes 280 amino acids. The transcript is spliced from 8 exons. Gene Ontology annotation, biological process: myelination.
CUGAAGAUUAUGUAGUUGAAGAAGAAAAGCCUAUGAGUCAGGCAGCAGAACCAGCCCAGGAAUGUGACGAUAAUGAAGUGUUUGCAGAUGUGAACCAGAACAAUGGCACCUCAUCCAAGGGCACGGCGGUGACUGACUCCACAAGCGCAGAAGACCCCCAGAAUAAUUGGGAUGAAGCCAACUCGACUGACACUCGCCCACAUUUGGUCCGCCUCUUUUCCCGAGAUGCUCCAGGAAGGGAGGACAACACCUUCAAAGAUCGGCCUUCUGAGUCAGAUGAGCUUCAAACCAUCCCAGAAGACAGUGGAACAACUUCAGACACGGAUUUGAUGGCUUCUCAGAAACUGUCCCGCCACGGAUCAAAGCCAAUGGCUUCAGCAAGCACUUCAGACCGUUCUAGAUAUGGCCAUGGAGCUCACAGCAGAUACAGAGACACAGGCCUUCUUGACUCACUGGGCAGGUUCUUUGGAGGUGACAGGCAUGUUCCAAGGAAGGGAAAGGGUAAGGAUGUUCAUCUGUCUAGAUCUCUGUCCAGAUCCGGCUACCUCUCAUCCUCUCCCCAGAGGGCUUACUAUCAUGGCCAUGGUAGAUAUACUGAUGAAAACCCAGUUGUCCACUUCUUCAGGAACAUUGUGACACCCAGGACUCCACCCCCUUCUCAACCAAAGAGAGGAUUGUUCCCCGCCAGAUUUAGCUGGAGUGGAGAAGGGCAUAAGACUUGCUAUGGAGGAUCCAGUCCAAGGUACUAUGAACACCACAAAUCACCCCACAAGGGAUACAAGGAUGCACACCGAGAUGGUCAAGGAACCUUGUCCAGGAUCUUUAAACUGGGAGGAAGAGACAGCCGGUCAUCUUCUCCUAUGUCCAGGCGCUGAAGCUACCAAGACGUCUACCCAAAGUGAUAUAGCUCGCCUCGUAACCUGAAGUGCCAUUACCAAUAACACUACUACUAUUCAUAACACUGAUAUACAUAUAAACAAUCUGUCACUUAGAGCCAAUGAGCUGUGACUGCAGAUAAUAAUUUGUGUCACCAGUACCAGAUAAAUAAAAAUGAUAAAAAGGAAGAUGGAAAACAUAGUGAUGGACCCUGCUGUCUGCAUUCUAAUACAAUAUUAAUCAUAAUACAAAGUCAAUUCUACAUGUGAACCAAGAUGUUAUAACAGCGACCACUAUAAGGUUCAAUAUGUUGCCUGGCCAGACAACACGGAAGAUCAACAAACAGAUGAUUAAUCAGCAAUAUUUAUCUUUUUGAGGACAUUUUCAGUUUGCUUUUUGCUGCUUUAAGUUGAUAUAUAGGUGCAUUUUAUUAUUAUUAUUUUUUUUGUAACAUCCAUUCUCUCUCACAUGCAUGUUUUUCUUUCAUACUAGGUAGAGACAGCAGUUGGAGAGGGUUGUGGGGUAAAAGGGUAAUUUUCUGCAAGUGAAAAGGGGAAAUGGUGAGUUCAUAGAUUUCUUAUAAGAUACAAGGCAUAGGAAACUUAAACUAGAAGCUCUGUCCUUGCCAUAAUAUGGGAGGAGAGAAACAGUGAGAGAGACUGGGUAUUUUAGGACGUACCGAGCUAUCCUGAGUACUGGAUACACACACAGAGCUUACUGCUUACACUUGGAGCUUGUCACAACAUAGGCUCAGAUCUAUAGUCUACAAACAUUAUGCAAGCAAGGCAAGUAAAGAGCAAGUGAUUCAGUAACCUUCUGAAACUGAUACACUGGUAUAGUGUUGCCUUGCAGAAAUAUACUUAGACUAACGAUCGUAGUUAAAUUGAAACAUUUAACCGACUACUACAAAUGACAACAUCUCUAUAGCGAGGGCACUGGUAAACAGUGGUGCACCAAACAGCUCUUCUGAAUUGCACUGUUUUAUCUUCUGUAAUGAAGUAAAAA